Symbiodinium sp. CCMP2456 is the source of this 3768-nucleotide messenger RNA. The record is from the annotation of a GenBank genome assembly. NCBI's taxonomy places the organism in Eukaryota, Dinophyceae, Suessiales, Symbiodiniaceae.
AUGGGCCAGUCCCUCGCUUCGCACAAGGCAAACUCCAGUCAAGGGGGCGAUGCUUGGCUUGCAUCCGCUUUGGGCAACCCCAAAGAGGGUGAGACCAGGCCCGAGUUUGACGAGGAUGCGGCCAGCGCAGUCGAAACAAAGCUGCUUAGUUCUCUUAUUCGCCCUUCAGAUGCGUCGGUGUUCAAAGUUCUCCGAGCCCGUUUUGCUCAGGAGGACAUCUACACGUACGGCGCGCUGAAGUCCCUGGUCGUGUGCAAUCCAUUCAGGCCAGUUCCCUGUCUUGAAGAUCCUAGCAUUUUGCCAUUCUACAAGGCAUGUCUGCGGGUCGACGAGCUUGAAGGUUCUGGAGCAUUCAGCUCUGAAGAGCCUCACAUCUGGGCUGCAUGUCGGGAUGCCUGGGGAUACAUCCGCAGAACUGGGCAAAGCGUCUCCUUCGUGAUUCAGGGAGAAAGUGGUGCCGGAAAGACGGAGACAGCGAAGCACGUGAUGCUGUACUUCUCAUCACCUACGCGGCAGUCCGCCGCCAGGCAAGGACGGGCCCGCUCCAGCUCUGUCAGCCUGCAGAAUGGCAGGUUGGAUGCCAACGCAAGCCUCGGCUUGCAAGAUGGCGAGAAGGCCGGCAUCCACCAGAUCAUGAUGAGCGCCAACCCCGUGACGGAGGCUUUGGGCAACGCCCGUACCCUGCGAAACGACAACUCCUCGAGGUUUGGCCGCUUCGUGAAGCUAUUUCUGAAUGCAGCCGGGGAGAUUGAGAGCAGCGAGAUGUCCAUCUACUCUCUCGAGAAGUCCCGCGUAGUCCUGCAAGCGCCGGGCGAGCGGAACUUUCACGUCUUCUACCAGCUGUUGCGUGGGGUUACACAGGAGCAAAGACAAAUCCACAAGCUGCGCAACAGUCCGCAGGACUACGCAAUGCUGCGAGGCGGCGGUAUCCUCGAGGUCGAGGGCAUGGAUGAUGCCAGCGAUUGGCACAGGCUGCUAUCUGCCUUUGGUGCUGUAGGGGCGGACGACGAGCAACUAUCGGGACUGUUGGAUGUCUUGUCUGCAACGCUGCUCUGUGGCGAGGUCCAGUGGGUGGCGGAAGCCCACGGUGGUGAGGCAGCGGUCUGCUCCUCCCCCGAGACCUUCGAAGACCUCGCUGCCUUGCUUGGAGUGCAGCCUGCUCUCUUGGAGGUGGCACUCAGCACCAAGAAGCGGAAGAUGCCGCGGGGCUCCAUCGUCUCCUCUCCACUCACGCCUAACCAGGCUGCGGAGCUGACCCAGUCCAUCGCGCGGUCCUUGUACGAGGCACUCUUCCUUUGGGCCGUGCGUCUGAUCAACACCCGCAGCCGCGGAGGUGCGGCCACGUCGCCGAAUCUGCCGUUUGCUGGCGUCUUGGACAUUUUUGGUUUCGAGGCUUUCAAGCACAACUCGCUGGAGCAGCUCUUCAUCAACUACUGCAACGAGCGCCUGCAUCAGUUCUUCAUCGAGGCUGCCUUCAAGCGGGAGCAGGCCAUGUGCGAAGAGGAGGGCAUCACCAUUACUCUGAAGUUCCAGGACAACGCCCACAUCUUGGCUGCCAUUGACUGCCAGGAUGCCAAGCUGGGCCUGGGUAUCCUUCCCUUGCUGGAGGAGCAAUGUGGCCUUCAAGCCGGCAGCAACGAGGCCUUCACGCAGUCCUGCCACCGGCGGUUCGGAAAGAGUCCUGCCAAGUGCUACGUGGAGCCAAAGAUGGCGGCCAGGGAGCAUUUCGAGAUUCUGCAUUCGUGUUGCCCGGUACGCUACAACACCAACCACUUUAGGGAGAAGAAUAUGGACAUCAUGCCGGCCGAGGUCGUCCAGCUCCUCCUCGGGAGCAGCAAAGCCUUCGUGCGCGAAACGAUGCAAGGCUCCUUGAACGAGUCCGCUCCCACAGACAAGCCAAAGAAGGGCUUUAUCGCUGCACAGCUGCUGCGGUCCGUGUCUGCGCUGUUCACGCUGUUGCGAUCCAGCGAGCCCAAGUUUGUCAAGUGUGUGAAGAGCAACAAGGAGAAGAAGCCCGUGGUCAUGGAGGAGGAGACCGUCAUCAGCCAGCUCCACACACUGAGCAUCAUCGAGUCGCUGCAAACGGAGCGCCAGGGCUUCACUUACAAGAAGCUUUACAAGGAGUUUCUCGAGGAGCACACUGCGCUUUGCGUUGCAGUACAUGGCUGCUUGCCCUUCGGACCCACUUGGCAGCGGCAGGUGGCCAGGCGAGGCGGCGACGAGGUUGCCGCAGCAAAGGCAAUGACACUGGAGGUCCUCGCGGCAGUUGGCCCCCCUGGUAGUGCCGCGCGGCGGCCGAGCCUGCAGCAGAUGGCACGUCCUGCUCUUCCACUAAAGGCUGCGGUAUGCAGCGGUGACCCGAGGUCCGCAGCUGGCCCUCUGUUCUUGAGCAACCGGGCAUGCGACGGCCGUCGACUGGCUCGAAGCAUCCACCGUCUACGAAACUUAGCGAGUUUUCGACGAAUAGGUACUGUAUACUCGGGCUUACAGGGCACCGAGCCCGUAUUGAAUUGGUUUUGGUCUUCCACGGUUGCCGCCAUGGCCCUUGCCAUGCAAGUCGAGACAAGGCAGUUGUGUAGCCUCCGCACUCCGUGCCGGAGCCGCGCCAGAGAGCUGCACUACGGCCUCCGAUCGACGAAGCUGGGGACCUAUAGAAGCCAGGACGGACCGCGAAGCAGCGCUGCUCGCCCGCAUGCUGCCGCUGGGUGCCGGCUAUUGCCGUGUGCGGCGAUACUGGCUGGGGCGGCUCAUGCUCAAAGGCGCCUCGGAAGACGCCAGCACCCAAAAAGGUUACGCUCGGUGGCCAUGGCCGCCGCAGAUGAGGCCUCGAAGCUCGUGAUGUGCUUCGACUUCGACGGGGUGGUUUGUGACUCUGUCGACGAAAGCACCACCGCUGCCUGGCGCCACGCCAAGGAGCGCUGGCCGGGGGCGGCCCUGGGGAGCUCGGCGGAGCCGUUUCUGCAACCCAUGCGGAUCGUACGUCCAGUAGUGGAGACCGGCUGGGAGAACACUGUCAUUAUCAGGACUCUCGCCGACGUGGACCUUGUGGAGGCUGCGCAGCGCGCCGCCACGAGGCCGAAGAAACGAAUGCAGGCGUCUGGCCUGGAGGCUUCCGCUCUGGGUGGAAUGCCUGGAGAUUUCGGCCCGCGGGGGCCAGCGACGGACUUGCUCAGCAACCUUGGGACGGCUGGGUUGAUGUGCAAGUCCAUACUCGGGAGCUGGGAGAAGAUGCGGGAUCAGAAGGUGGAGGAGCUUGGCCUGGACGUGCAGGAGCUCAUCCGCGAGUUUGGCGAGGUUCGCGACAGGUGGAUGUCCGACGAUCUCGCCUCGUGGCUAGCCUGCAACAAGGCCUACGACAUGGUGCCGGAUGUCAUGAUGGAAAUGGUCGGGCGGGGCGCAGAGGUCUACAUCAUCACGACGAAGCAGAAACGCUUCGCGCAAGCCCUUCUGGAGGACUUCGGUGUUGAACUGCCGGCGGACCACAUCUUUGCUUUGGAGGAUGGGCCCAAGCCGGCCGUGCUGAAGUCUCUCCUCGGCCGACCGGAGUACGCGGAGAAAGAGUUCCAUUUCAUCGAGGACAAGCUGGGAACGCUUCGGAAAGUGGCCAAGGACCCGGAGCUUGCGUCGGUAAAGCUCCAUCUCGCUUCAUGGGGCUAUUGCACAGAGAAGGAUGUCGAUAUUGUUGCCGCAGACUUGAUAGAGGGAGUCUCCCUGCUGCGGCAGAAGGAUCUCGAGUCUCUCGGCGUCGCGGAGCCGUGGAUCUAUUGA